Messenger RNA from Papaver somniferum (opium poppy), 2749 nucleotides. RefSeq names its product probable protein phosphatase 2C 33. NCBI's taxonomy places the organism in Eukaryota, Viridiplantae, Streptophyta, Magnoliopsida, Ranunculales, Papaveraceae. Gene Ontology annotation, molecular function: protein serine/threonine phosphatase activity. The record is from RefSeq and is a predicted model, not a curated record. The transcript is spliced from 6 exons. The coding region runs from base 927 to 2345 and encodes 472 amino acids. Gene Ontology annotation, biological process: protein dephosphorylation.
AACCACGAAGAGAAAGUGGAAUCUGAGAUCGGGUUCUUUUGUUUUAGGAAGAAUCAAAACAUAUGAAAGCGAUAGAUCACGUCAUUCUUCCCCUGUAAAACUUUUUUUUCACUUACUUAUUUUAGUAAACAGAAAAGAUAUCAUACAAAAAAAAAACCUUCCAUCAAACGAAUUCAAUUCAUUAAAGGAAAUCUCUCUGAAUCAAAUCAAUUUUUCUCAUUUCUUGGUUUUUUUAGAUCUCCAUUCGAAGAUUAUCAAAGGGUUCUCUUUGUUUCUGAUUACAUGCAAAAGCCAAUAUUGGAUUGAUCACUCAAGAAUUGAAUUUUUGGAUAUCAGAAAUUUUUUCUCUGUAAUUAAUGAAGAGCUAUAUUGGGUAGUUAUUAAGAAGAUGUAAAAGAUACCAUUUUUAUAUAUUGUUUGAGUUAUUGCAGAUCUCUACUCUUUUUUCUAAAGGUUAUACAGGAUUCUUGUGGGCUAAAAGGUGGUGGGGUUUCUCUUUUUGGCUUCAUAAGGUGUUAUCCAAUUAGUUUUGCAAGUGUUAUCUGCUUGUUAAUCAUCAAUUUGCUAUUGAUAUUGGCAAUAAAAUUUAGACAAUUUCGGAAGGAAAGUUAUUAUAGGAUAAAGGGUACAUCAAUCUUUGUUUGAUUUGGAAGGAUUUCCGGGUUCUUAAUUUGAUUGAGUAUUGGGGUUAUUAUUAGUAGAAGGACAUUGUUGCAUAAGGUUUCUUCAAUUGAAUUCAGAGAAUUGUUAAGGGAGUUUGUGGUGGUUAUUGAUUAAGAAAAUUGGGUAAUUAAAAAGUUGGAACGACGGGUGAAACGGAGAAACUCGGUUUGUUUCUGACAGCAGCAGAUCGAUCAGUUGAAAAUAGGGGAUUCAAUUGUCUGGCUGGUCUGGAUUGCUUACUCGAGAUAAUCAGGGCCCUCAGGAUGGGGUCCUGCCUAUCGACAGAUGGGACGAAUCCACACCCUUACUCUCCUACAUUUCCUUCGGGAGGUAGGAAGCACAGGAAGAAGAAGGGGUUGAGAAGUAGUUCUUCUUUUGAUUCAAGAAGAUCAGAACAGUUAAGUAGAACUCCUGGUCGAUUGUAUUCUAAUGGGGCUAGUAAUGCUGCUUCACUUUUUACCCAACAGGGGAAGAAGGGGACCAAUCAGGAUGCCAUGAUUGUCUGGGAGAAUUUCGGCUCACGAACAGAUACUGUCUUCUGUGGGGUUUUUGACGGUCACGGGCCCUAUGGUCAUAUGGUUGCUAGAAGAGUGAGGGACUCUCUUCCUUUGAAACUCAGUUCCCAUUGGGAAGUAAAUAUAGGCGGUGAUGAUGGCUCCAGGCAGAACAGCAUUUCUGGAAUGGAAGGCGUGAUUGCAGAAGAAAAUACCCCUCUAUGUGAGGAUGAAGAAUCUAGGGGGUCCAUGGACAUUGAAGAUAAAGACAAAUAUCCAGAGAUCUAUCUGACACUGAAAGAGUCCUUUCUAAAGGCUUUCAAUGUUAUGGAUAAGGAACUGAAAAUGCACCCAACUCUCGAUUGCUUUUGCAGCGGAACAACAGCUGUCACCUUGGUCAAACAGGGUCAGGACCUUAUAAUCGGAAACGUAGGGGACUCCAGAGCCAUACUGGGGACAAGAGACCGAGAUGACUCUCUUAUCGCUGUUCAGUUGACAGUGGACCUCAAGCCUAAUCUCCCACGCGAAGCAGAGAGGAUCAAACAAUGUAGAGGGCGGGUUUUCGCCCUUCAGGAUGAGCCAGAGGUUUCCCGAAUUUGGCUGCCUAACAAUGACUCCCCUGGUCUGGCUAUGGCUCGGGCUUUUGGGGACUUUUGCCUGAAGGAUUUUGGUUUGAUAUCUGUUCCUGAGGUUUUUUAUCGGCGCCUCACUGAGAAGGAUGAGUUUCUCGUUUUGGCUACAGAUGGGGUAUGGGAUGUGCUCACGAACCAGGAAGUGGUAGACAUAGUGGCCUCAGCUCCUACACAAUCUGCUGCAUCUCAUGCACUGGUAGAGUCGGCAGUUCGAGCUUGGAGGUCAAAGUACCCAACUUCCAAAGUAGAUGACUGUGCUGUUGUGUGCCUCUUUCUUAAGUCCAGUCCAACCAACAACUCCCCAACUUCCAAAGAAAAUCAACCAGCAUUAGAAGAUCUGCUAAGCAUGGGUCCUGUAGAACUGAACCGAUCAGGAACUGUUGUACGAGCUUGUCCUGAGAUUCAACCUGAUGAAGAUGAAGAAAAUGCAGAUCUUGUGGAACAGCCAAACUGGUCAGCUCUGGAAGGUGUUUCACGUGUCAACACACUGUUAACUCUGCCGAGGUAUGUCCCUGGUAAAGAUGGAAAACCCUCGAUAUCAAAAUCUCGAAAAUGAAGGAGCUCAAUUUCAUUCUUUGUUGUCACUGUAUUUAUAUAACUGUUAUUAUCAUAUAUUACCACUCCUACAUUGUUUUAUCUAUUUAUAUUGUUUUUUCUGCUUUCAAACACCGUAAAAAAAAAAAAAAAGCUUGUUUUGUAGGGUGUUUGAUGUAUUUGGUUUUUGGAUCGGAGAGGUUUGAUCAGCUUUUAUUAGUGUCUGGGAAAUCCUCCUUUCUCAGAAUGUCUUGUGGAAUUGGAAUUUUUGUAAGAUCCAACUCCAUUUUACCAUGGUUUUUUUCUUUCUGUAUGGAGAGGAUUCUUUUUUUCUUUUUAAAAGUGAUUUGUUAUCACUUUUAAUUGUUCCAAGUUGUUAAUGAUAAUUUUGUGAAGUUGUCAAAACUUUUGUUUAUAUCUGUAUUA